Molecule: messenger RNA, 2268 nt
Organism: Clupea harengus (Atlantic herring)
Lineage: Eukaryota; Metazoa; Chordata; Actinopteri; Clupeiformes; Clupeidae
Product: neurexophilin-2-like
Molecular function (GO): signaling receptor binding
Source: RefSeq, a predicted model, not a curated record
GGACACAGAGAAAUGACGUUGUAAAUGUUAACUGGAUGCGCGGAGAACCGUGGGAACCUCGCCUGAGUAUAAAUGAUUCCAUCCUACACUUGACUGGAGUCAGUUGAGGGUGCCUAGAGAGAGCACAGCUGUCGCUCCCCACUGAGGUUUGGUGUUUCCUGUGAACUUCUAUCACUGGAUCUCGAUAGUCACUUGACCGGAGGUGCUGAGCAGCGCGCUUGCAGAAUGCGCGCCCGGCCAGAAGCCAACAUCUGUACCGGGAAUGGAAGCGAGCGAGGGCGCGCGGAAUUUUUUAUUUUUCCUCUGAGGACUGUUGACGAAAUACUUUUCUUUUGAGACAAUUAUUUGUCCAUAAGCGCUUUAUGAUAUUAAAAUACUGCUGUUAAAAAUACAAGCACACAGAUGAAGAAGUCUAAGAGGAUUUGGGACUGACUUGAGCCGACCAGCCAGAAAGCGAUUAUAUUGUUCUAAUCAAGUCUAAAGAAAUGCUUAUUCGUUGUCACAUUUGUUAGCACUUCUUGGCGAAGCUGUUGGGCGGUCACCGAACACAAUCCACGCCUGCGGGUGUCCUGCGCUAAAGGUGUCCCGUCUGGGUGUCACCACACGCGCGUAACGGGAUGCGCUCCGUGGAUUAGAGAUGUGCAAGCACCACUGAUAAUACGCAGCGUUCGGAUCAGCGAUGGUGCGCGGAGUGCAGAGUCUGAGCACUGAAUGUGGAUGUAUUCAGUCCUAAAGUUGCCAAAGAACGUUAAAGAAAAAUCCCAAGAUGGCAAAGCUCCUUCGGCUGACACUGGUGUUAUACGUGCAGAUGGUGGCUUGCAGGGCUGACCAGGGCCUGGUGGAAGGUGUGGUGGAAUGGAGCCAGACCCAGGAGCGGGGGAGUGUGUCCUCUCAGGAACCCCCAUCAGCAGCCCUGAAGCCUGGCUCUUUACGGCUCUUUGCCCAGCCACCCCCUCACGACGAGCCCAGCCCAAACGAGACGCGGCUGGAGGAGAGCCCCCAAGAGCUCUGGGCGUGGCUGUACAACCUCACGGGCACAGACGAAACCCUGGCGCGUUCCAAGCGGCGCCCCAUCGUCAAGACGGGCAAGUUCAAGAAGAUGUUUGGCUGGGGCGACUUCCACUCCAACAUCAAGACAGUCAAGCUCAACCUGCUCAUCACCGGCAAGAUCGUCGACCACGGCAACGGCACCUUCAGCGUCUACUUCCGCCACAACUCCACGGGGCUGGGCAACGUGUCAAUCAGCCUGGUUCCGCCCAACAAGGCUGUGGAGUUCCAGAGCCAGCUGCGCGAGCUCGCUGCCAUGGAGACGCAGGACUCCAUGGCCAAGGGUUUCAACUGCCGCAUCGAGUACGAGAAGUCGGACCACAGCAAGCGCACGUCGCGGUGCAGCACCGACCCGUCCAGGGUCUGCUACCAAGAGCAGACGCAAAGCCACCUCUCCUGGCUUUGCUCGAAGCCCUUCAAGGUCAUCUGCAUCUACAUCGACUUCUCCAGCGAAGACUACCGGCUGGUGCAGAAAGUCUGCCCGGACUACAACUACCACAGCGACACGCCCUACACCUCCAUGGGGUAGUGGCCCCGUCCCCGGCAUGCCCCGCCCCAUCCUGUGGCGUCUCGGCCUCCCCUUCACCUUGCCCCUCUGCAUGCCUCCAGAGGAGGCCCUUGGGGGUCCCACUAACUCAGAACUCCAAUUAGACCCCUCUCCUCUUAGACCUUUAGCCCUUAUGAUGUGAUCACAGCCAGGCUCUGUUCCCAUGUUUUUGUCCAGCAGUUGUCGCUGGUGUCUCUAUGCCACGUUUCAGGUUUUGUACCGCCAACCCUGUAAAAUCUCCUGUCUUGUGUAUUUUUUUCUCUCUACUGGAAGUAAACUAAGCCUGUGGUCAGAACUAGUGAUUCAUGUUGCCAGUGUAUUUGUACUAAUUUUUCUGAAGUGUUAAGCACCAGUGAUUGUAUAAGAAUGAGAAGUGCUGAGGAUGAGAAGUACUGACUGUGAUUCAUUCUUAUUUUAUCCUAGUCAUGCUGUGCCCUUCCUCACUAUUAAACAAUACAAAACUUGACACAGACAUCAAGACCAAGGGGUCAAGUUAUUCCUACAUUCACGUGGCUUGCAUUGAAUGAAUAUUGUACAAAUUCCAGGCUAAGCUAUGUCAGAAACUUUAAUUACAAUAAAACGUUGACAAACCCAUUUAUGUUUGGCUUGGAGCACCGGUGAGCCAAUGACUGCUGGAAAUUGGUCAGAAAAAAAGGGUUUGUUUUUGUCUCUGA